Carica papaya (papaya) is the source of this 2381-nucleotide messenger RNA. The record is from RefSeq and is a predicted model, not a curated record. NCBI's taxonomy places the organism in Eukaryota, Viridiplantae, Streptophyta, Magnoliopsida, Brassicales, Caricaceae.
ACUGUUGAUAAAAUAAUUCCAUUAUUUUCUCUGUCUUCCCUGUAACAAAAGCCGUUAGGUAGAAUUCGAAUAAAGAAAAGAGAAUAUAUUUUCUUUGUUUUUUUGAAUUAUUAUAUUAUUGUUUUCCAUGUUGAAUUUCUCCUUGUCUUCUCAUCUUUCAGUCUGCUGCUGCUUUGGAUGAGAACAAGGUUAAUGGUUUUCGUUUCCUGGUUAGUAUAAUAACGAUAUUUUGUUGCGGUGAGGGAAGAGAAGGUGAGCCAAAUGGAGAGUUACUUGGACGAGAACUGGGAUGUCAAACCGAAGAACUCAUCGGAGGAAGCUUUACAGAGAUGGAGAAAGCUAUGUUGGAUCGUGAAGAACCGUAAACGGAGGUUUCGUUUCACUGCGAAUCUCUCGAAACGUUUCGAAGCUGAAGCUAUUCGUCGCUCCAAUCAGGAGAAAUUCAGAGUUGCAGUUUUGGUUUCACAAGCGGCACUUCAGUUUAUCCAUGGUCUAAAUUUGACCAGUGAGUACUCUGUGCCUGAAGAAGUUAGAGCUGCAGGUUUCCAAAUUUGUCCUGAUGAGUUAGGAUCAAUUGUUGAAGGCCAUGAUGUGAAGAAGUUGAAACUUCAUGGUGGGGUACUAGGAAUUGCAGAGAAGCUAUCCACAUCAAUCACAAGUGGAAUUGAUACUUCUGAACACUGGAUGAAUAAAAGGAAAGAAAUAUAUGGAGCUAAUAAAUUCGCUGAAAGCCCAGUUAGGGGAUUUUGGGUUUUUGUGUGGGAAGCCCUUCAAGAUACGACUCUCAUGAUACUGGCUGUUUGUGCCUUUGUUUCUCUUGUUGUUGGUGUAAUAAUGGAAGGAUGGCCAAAAGGUGCUCAUGAUGGGCUUGGUAUAGUUGCAAGCAUUUUGCUUGUUGUGUUCGUUACUGCUACAAGUGAUUAUAAGCAAUCUCUGCAGUUCAAAGAUUUGGACAAAGAGAAGAAAAAAAUUACAGUUCAGGUUACAAGAAACAAGGUUAGGCAGAAGCUCUCAAUAUAUGAUCUUCUCCCUGGUGAUAUUGUUCAUCUUGCUAUUGGAGAUCAGGUACCGGCUGAUGGGCUUUUUGUUUCAGGAUUUUCUGUUUUGAUAAAUGAAUCCAGCUUAACAGGAGAGAGUGAACCAGUUGAUGUGAAUGCAACAAACCCUUUUCUCCUUUCUGGGACAAAAGUUCAGGAUGGAUCAUGCAAGAUGCUUGUGACUACUGUUGGGAUGAGGACCCAAUGGGGUAAACUGAUGGCUACACUUAGUGAAGGAGUGAUGGCUCGAUCUUCACCAUUGGAUAAGCAUACUCUGGUGAGGCACCUGAGAACCACCUUUGAAGAAGUUGUUGCUGUCACUGGUGAUGGUACAAAUGAUGCUCCAGCACUUCAUGAAGCAGAUAUUGGGCUUGCCAUGGGCAUUGCUGGAACCGAGGUGGCAAAAGAGAGUGCAGAUGUAAUCAUUUUGGAUGAUAACUUCUCCACGAUUGUAACCGUGGCCAAAUGGGGACGUUCCGUGUAUGUGAAUAUCCAAAAGUUUGUUCAAUUUCAGCUGACAGUAAAUAUCGUGGCCCUCAUAGUCAACUUCUCUUCAGCCUGUUUAACUGGAAAUGCUCCCCUUACCGCUGUCCAGCUUUUAUGGGUUAACAUGAUUAUGGAUACUCUAGGAGCACUUGCAUUAGCAACAGAGCCUCCUAGUGAUGAUUUGAUGAAGAGAUCACCGGUUGGCAGGAAAGGCAACUUCAUCUCUAAUGUCAUGUGGAGGAACAUUUUGGGACAAUCUUUGUAUCAGUUUGUAAUCAUAUGGUAUCUCCAAACAAGAGGAAAGGCAGUUUUUCGCCUUGAUGGGCCAGAUUCUGAUUUGAUAUUGAAUACACUUAUUUUUAACUCGUUCGUCUUUUGUCAGGUUUUCAAUGAGAUCAGCUCCAGGGAGAUGGAAAAGAUAAAUGUCUUCAAGGGCAUAUUGAAGAACUAUGUGUUUUUGGCAGUCCUCACUUGUACUGUCUUCUUCCAGAUUGUAAUUGUGGAGUUUCUUGGUACAUUUGCAAACACGUCUCCGCUGACUUUGCAUCAGUGGUUGGUUAGUGUUUUCCUUGGAUUCCUUGGCAUGCCCAUUGCAGCUGCUUUAAAGCUAAUCCCUUUGGGAUCAAACUGAUUUCAAGGAUGCAGAAACGGGUAUUUUUUGUUAGUUGUCUAGCUUGUUACAUUUUUAUAUCCAUCCUGUGGUGGUUUUUUCUUUAUUUUGUCCUUAGUUAUAUUCAUAGCAGUAGGAGCAUCGGGGAUGAAUUAUUCUUUUUUCCAACACAAGUAAAGUUGGAAACAGUAGAAUACUUUAGGACAGGUUUUUGAACUGGUAAUAGACAUUGUCAACUUUUGAAGGCA